This is a messenger RNA of Eucalyptus grandis, 694 nucleotides long. Its product is annotated as vascular-related unknown protein 4. Lineage: Eukaryota; Viridiplantae; Streptophyta; Magnoliopsida; Myrtales; Myrtaceae. The record is from RefSeq and is a predicted model, not a curated record. Gene Ontology annotation, biological process: xylem development. The transcript has 3 exons. The coding region runs from base 58 to 576 and encodes 172 amino acids.
UGGAGCUUCAGCUUUUCGACUUUCCUUCUGCUCUCCUCCUUCCUUCCUUCUUCACAAAUGGGUGAUUCCAAGAACUAUCAGAGCGAAAACUUUUCGUGCAAUGAGAGAUGGAGCAGCGACUCUGGUCAAGAGAGUAGUUGGACACCAUACUUCGUGGAUUUCUUGAUGAAUGGCCAGGAAAAGAACGACUCCUCUACGGGUCAUGAUGAUAGUUCUUCAGUAGUCUCCGACGCUGCUACAUCGGCCGUGAAGAAGUCUGUCGAGAUCGAUCAGGCUAGAAGCUGUAAGAGAUUGAGCUUUAAGAAAAGGAGAAAAGGACCGAUCGAUGAUGCUCUAGAGGAUACGGCUAGUUCUCCUGUCAAUAGUCCUAAGGUUCGUGGCCAGCAAAAGACAAUGGAUUCCUACCCAGGACAGGAAGAAGAUAAGUUAUCUAAGGAUGAUGCAACUACUUCAGGCCAAAGAGAUAAGAUUAGUAUUGAUUUAGACUUCGUUGGAAGAGGUGGUGGUAAUUUCUCAGAGCUGAAGAAAAGAGGUCUUUGCUUGGUUCCGUUGUCCAUGAUGAAGUACCAAGAUUGAUGAUACUAUCACAAUUCAUAAAUAGCUGUAAAUGAUAUAUUGCCAUGUGGUUCAAUAGCCUGUCAUGUAUAUGAAUUAUGCUGAGUUAUACUGGUCCUUAGCCUCUUAUUCCUCUCAA